Messenger RNA from Falco peregrinus (peregrine falcon), 4561 nucleotides. RefSeq names its product FAST kinase domains 1 (gene FASTKD1). The record is from RefSeq and is a predicted model, not a curated record. Gene Ontology annotation, biological process: regulation of mitochondrial mRNA stability; mitochondrial RNA processing. Gene Ontology annotation, molecular function: RNA binding. The transcript has 16 exons. Gene Ontology annotation, cellular component: ribonucleoprotein granule; mitochondrial matrix. Lineage: Eukaryota; Metazoa; Chordata; Aves; Falconiformes; Falconidae. Bases 1179 to 3677 code for a protein of 832 amino acids.
GUCGCAGCGCGGGAACGCGCCGGGGUCGCCGGAGCGGCUGGAGGCCCCUGCCGUGCGCCUGCAGGUACACUAGCGCCUUCCAGACAGGCGUGCCCGGGGCUGGUGCCGGCCUUCCAGCAGGGCAGGCUCAGCAAGACCCCGGAAAAUGGCCAAGGGAGCGGUAAACGAAGCGUCCGAAACAGUACGGGAAGGGCUUAGGGUUACUCUAGCAGCACCUGGCACACGUCGUUAGGCGCAGUAAAAAACUAAAAAUGGGAAUUUGGACCAACUGUAUGUAAAAAAGAGUUCCUGAUAAUCCUGUCCCAUAAGUCUGUAUUACCAAAGUUAAUUUAAAAUCUUAAAAACAGGGACGUGAAAGUUCAGGACAAUGCAUAAAGCUGUGAGCAUCUUCAAAAUUCACUAAGACACAGAAGUACGUACCUCCUCUGAAGAGUUUUGGCUCAGACCAGUGGAUACUGGAGUUGGUAACUGUACGUAACAGGAGGUAAUGGAAGUCCUUGACUAGCUGAAAGCAGGAAAACAAAUUUUCUCCUGAAUUUCUAGAAAAAAUUUCAAAAAUUGAGAAAUGGCCACCUGUGAGUUCUGAAAUCCUGAAGAAGCUGGUGACUGCAUUUCCGUUCAGUAAAAAUCAACACCGUCUUCAGCACAGCGUGCUUUGAUAAAUCUCUUUUUCUACCCCUAUGUGUCCAAGAUUAAUUUCAUCUAGCAUUUUUAAUUUGUCUUAGGCAUUAUUAUUUCAUCCAAAUGUACUUGACAGGUCAAAAGAGAAAAGUACGGCAUCUUGUAAAUGAAAAACCGUAGGAUUUGCGAAAUCCCCUUUACAUGAAUGUGGAAUAGUUUUCUUCUGAAGUGGGAGAUCAGAUGCUGUGGAGUUCUUACAUAGGUUUGCACAAGGCCUGAGAUUCUUGAAUGAGUAGACCUAGUAUGUGCUGCUGCUGUUGCCUGGAUAAUGUUGCACUGAUGGAAUCAUGCCUACAGUUGAAGAGCAUUCAAGUUUGCUGAAGGUACCUCAAAAUUGAAUUCUUCUUAAUAUAGUGACCAUACAGGAUGAAAGAAGAGCGAUCCUCUGUUUUUCAAAUACAUGUGUUUGUUCUUCAUAACAACAUGGUUUACUGUGAAAACUGAAAGAAGGAUCUUUUUGAAAACUGUCUUUAAGGAUAGCUGGUAGGCAUAGCAAAAUGCUUUGUUUGAGGCAGGUUUGCCUGCAUACACUGAGACUUUACCAAGCUCGAACUCUGAGUAGCGAUCUGCUUUUGAGCCAGAUAAAUAGCUGCACCCAUGAAGAUGAAGUGUUCAGCCUUGUUGAAAGGAACAAGACCAGGCUUUCUGAAAAACAUGUGGGAAUUGCGUUAAACGUCCUGUGGCAAUUGCAAAAGAAGAGGCCACUACUCUUAAGGACUAGUGACUAUAUAAGAAAUCACUCCCAGUUUCUUACUCUUUGCAUUUUAGCAGAAAACAAGGUGGAACACAUGGAAGAUGAGGCCGUAGUGGACACCCUAUAUAGUAUUCUGAGGCUCAAUGUUGAAGGCCAUGAUUCUCUGACAGAUGUGCUUGUUACAGAAGCAUGGAAAAGACUGGAAAGGCUUAGUUUGCCAGUUCUGUCUAAAUUUGCACUAUGUUUAUACAAGCAACGCAGACAUCGCAGUCCUGUAAUUGGCAAAGUAGCUCAUAUUGUGGACGUGAAGCUGGAUUCUAUACAGGAUAUAAGGAUCUUGUCAGUUUUGAUGAUCAGCAUAUCUGAUGUUAUCUCACAGAGUUUUCGAGAUCGAUUACUACACAAGGCUGGACAGCUCUUGGAAGAAAAGGAUGCCGUCCACUUCAGCUAUGCCAAAAGAGUACUACAGUUUCUUCAAAAUGUUAAACUGAGAUACCAUCAUCCAUUGCUAGAAAAAUGCAACCAGAUUUUCCUUAAAAAUGCCUCUGGUCUUGAUAUACGCAGUGUUAGUCUUAUUCUUGGACUGUACGAGCAGCUGGGUUUUGACAGUGCUGAAUUCCGCUUGGUUGCUAAACAGCUGCUAUCUGAAACUAUAAAUGAUCAUUAUGAUCCUGAAACCUUUGCAAAAUUAUUUUUUACUCUUGGGCCUAUGGCAGGAUCCAAGGUAAGGGAAAGGUUACUAGUAACUGCAGAGCACAUGGCAGAAGAAUUUAGCAGUCACCAAGUAUUGGUAAUACUGAAGACGAUGCAGAAAAUGAAAUGCAGAAAUACUCAUCUACUCAAAAAGAUGACUUCUGUUCUGCACAAACAUUUGGAUAGCUAUCAUGUAUUACAGUUGGUAAAGUUAACACAGUACUUGGUGGAGUUGCGUUGCCACAAUCUGGAGCUCUUUGCCAAACUAAAAAUGUUACUAUAUGGAUUUUUAAAAUCAAGUGUCAUACCUGCUGAUACUGCUGCAAUAAUUCGUGGUCUGGCCAUGCUUCCUUCCUUUCAAGUGGAGGAAAUCAUUAUAAACAAAGCAGCAGCAGUUCUGCCUCAGUGCAGGCUCCAUCAUUUGAAUCGCAUUGCUACAGCUCUUGUCAAAUGGAAUCAUUAUGACCAGUUGCACUGGCAAAAAAGUUCUGAGCUAUGUGUAAAGCUUCUGCAAAAACUAAAUGACUGUGGAUUUCAGAGGCUUCAGAAAGGCAACAACUUAAAUCUUCUGUUGGAAGAACUUACACAUGUGAAUGGAGAGUGGUUUGAAGAAGUCCUCACUGAGGAAACUAUGGCCACGUGUCAGCGCUUGAUAGACCAAAUAACAUGGGCAAAUGUUCGACAGUUGUCUUUUUUUCUCAUAAAAACAAACCACCGCUGUCCUUCAUUACUUGACAGAAUAGCUUGUGUGACUGUUGAAAAUAUAGACAAGAUCCACCCCUCUGAAAUCUAUAUUAUUCUCUUCCUCUUCUCUGCUAUGAAUUAUGACCCUCCUACCAAUGAGGAGUUCUUUGAGAGUUGUAUCCAAUAUCUUACUUCUAACUUGAGUUGUUUUGAAACUUACCGCUUGGUGCUGCUUGGUCAUGUUCUGGCAGUGGCUGGGUAUUUUCCUCCAGUUCUGAUAAGAAGGAUAUUUGAUGUUUCUUUCCUAAGCAAAUUGGAUGCUCAACUUGCAGUCCUGCCUGAUACCGUAAAACAGAGGGUCCGCUUAUGCCUCAUGAAGUUGAACAGAGCAGUCUGUCUGGAAUGCCCGGAGUUUCACAUCCCUUGGUUUCAUGAGCGCUACUGCCAAGGUGUCUUAAGUAACAGCAGUGGGCGAAUACAUCCACUGCGACAGCAUGUUCACAGAAUGCUGACAGAGAUCUUAGGAGGAAGCCAUUAUGCAAGGAUAUCUGUUCUCACACCAUACUGCUAUGAAAUAGAUUUCGAGUGCGUUCUGGAUGAAAAUAAAAAGCCUUUUUCCUAUGUGGCUCGGAAUACACCGUUGGAUGAUGUGGAGGGAGCAUAUUUGCGACAUGACAUCGAAGAUGAAGGGAGAAAGGCUCUGCCACCAGGAGCUCAGAGAAUUGCUUUGGAAUUUCUUGAUUCAAAAGCUUUUAGCAAAGAUUCACAUCAUCUGAAAGGAGAACCUGCAGUGAAAAAGCGACACCUGGAGAUGCUGGGGUACAGGGUAGUUCAGAUUCCUCACUUUGAAUGGUAUUCUAUGGUUCUGUCAACAAAAGGUGAACAGCUAGAAUAUCUGAGAAAGCAUCUAUAUGGAAUACAGUGAUGUCAGACAUGCAGUCAAAAGUACUUUUUAUACAAACACUUUAUGUACCAUUACAGUUCCUGUAAUCCUUUCAAAUUUGUAAAACAAAUUGUAAUUGUUUCGAAAAUCUCUUUAGCUGUGUGUCAACUGGACCAGAGGGCAUCAGGAGAUUUCAUCCUCAAUUUGUUGCAAAAGGCAGGUCACAGUGGGCCAGGAAGAUGUGGUAAGGAUGCUUAAAAUCUCCCAUUAUCUGGAAGUCAUUCUUUCAGUACACGAGCCUGUGACAGUUUUGCCAUAAAAUUACAUUAUUAUCUCCUAAAUAAAUAGCACAGAGGCUUAGGCAGACAUAAAACUGUCCAAAGAAAAAGUUGGAAAUACUCUUGGCUGUGAGAGAGGAGGCAGCGGAUCUACUGGAAACUAUGUCUGUGCGCCAGCAUGUGACAGAAUGAGCAAUAGGGAUCAAACAGUAUCUGUUCUGUGAAACCAAGAAACCGAAAUGCAGAUUUACUAAGAAUAGGACUGCUAUUCUAGCCAUUCUGUUCCCAGCUUCCAGAACAGAGGUACUGUGGGUGGGGAGGGUGUUGUGCAGUGAGGAACCUCCAGCUGCUUCCACCCUGUGAUGUGGCAUGUGCAGAAGUAUGGCUUGAGCCUUCUGGAAUACCUUCACGUACAUAAGAUGACCAGUUCUAGAGGUCUGGCAGCCACCCAGACCCUUGAACCACCUAUACUGCAGUUAAAUGCAACUUGGAAGGGAUACCUGAAAGAUUUAUACGUGAUAAGGACAAAAUAAUGCUUGUGUUAGACAUAGGCUGUUGUUAGCAACUGGAUAAUUAAUUGAAUUUAUUAUUAUGGCAUUAUGCAUUGGACUAGCCCCUGCUAACAGAAAUAAAACAAAAUUAGACAAA